Molecule: messenger RNA, 1488 nt
Organism: Culex quinquefasciatus (southern house mosquito)
Lineage: Eukaryota; Metazoa; Arthropoda; Insecta; Diptera; Culicidae
Gene: yip2
Product: 3-ketoacyl-CoA thiolase, mitochondrial
Exons: 3
Coding region: 172-1368 (398 amino acids)
Biological process (GO): fatty acid beta-oxidation
Molecular function (GO): acetyl-CoA C-acetyltransferase activity
Source: RefSeq, a predicted model, not a curated record
CUUCAUUCCUCGUUGGACCGCAGUGCAAGUCGUGUCAUUUUUUUAUUUUCAGUUUUUAGCUGAAAUUAGAAAAAGAGAUUGCAAUUUUGUACAUUUUAAUUUGUAACUAGUGAAGUUACUUUGUCUUUUGUCUCAUUUGAACCAGUUUAAGUGCCAAAUAGGUGUGGAACAAUGGCCGCAUUGACGAAAGGAGUCUUCAUUGUUGGAGCCAAGCGUACGGCUUUCGGCACCUUUGGAGGGGCGUUCAAGAACACGAAUGCCACCCAGCUGCAGACUGCUGCGGCCAAGGCAGCCCUGGAUGCUGCCGGCGUUAAGCCAGAUCAAGUCGACUCGGUCAACAUUGGUCAGGUGCUGGUGCUGUCGUCCUCGGAUGGUGCUUUCUUGCCUCGUCACGUGUCACUGCACUGCGGAAUUCCAAUCGAGAAGCCGGCCCUCGGAGUGAAUCGUUUGUGUGGAUCUGGGUUCCAGUCGAUCGUGAAUGGAGCUCAGGACAUCAUCCUGGGUUCGGCGAAGAUUUCGCUGACCGGAGGAGUGGACAACAUGAGCCAGACUCCGUACACCGUGCGGGGAGCUCGUUUCGGAAUUCCUCUCGGUACCAACCCAGCGCUCGAGGAUGCCCUGUGGGUUGGCCUGAGCGACUCGUUCUGCAAGCUUCCGAUGGCGCUGACUGCGGAGAAUCUGGCUGAGCAGCACAAGAUCCCUCGUGAUAAGGUGGACGCCUUUGCGCUGCGUUCCCAGCAGCUGUGGAAGAAGGCCAACGACGAGGGUGUGUUCAAGAAUGAGAUCACGCCCUUCAAGCUGAAGGUUAAGGGCAAGGAGGUUGACUUUGCUGUCGACGAACAUCCCCGUCCGCAGACUACCGCCGAGGGUUUGGCCAAGCUGCCAGCGUUGUUCAAGAAGAACGGCUGCGUUACCGCCGGAACUGCCUCCGGAAUCUGUGACGGAGCUGCCGCCGUCAUCCUGGCCUCGGAAGAAGCCGUCAAGGCGCACAACCUGACCCCACUGGCGCGCCUCGUUGCGUACAGUACCGUCGGAGUGCCGCCGGAGAUCAUGGGCAUCGGCCCCGUUCCCGCCAUCGAGAACGUCCUCAAGGUGGCCGGACUGUCCAAGAGCGACAUCGAUCUGUACGAAAUCAACGAAGCGUUCGGCGUCCAAACCCUCGCCUGCAUUCAAGCGCUCGGCCUCGACUCCAACCAGUUCAACCUGAACGGUGGUGCGAUCGCGCUGGGACAUCCGCUGGGAGCGUCCGGAUCACGCAUCACCGGUCAUCUGGUGCACGAGCUGAAGCGCAAGAACCUGAAGCGUGCCAUCGGAUCGGCCUGCAUCGGAGGCGGACAGGGUAUUGCGCUGCUGCUGGAGUCGGUUUAGAUUUGUUUUUUUGUUUGUACUCAGGGGUGGUUUCACUGCAAGCAUUUUCUUGAAAGUCGUGUUUUUAGCGACGAAUUUUCAUAUUUAUCGUAAUAAAGAAGAUAUUUUUCUAACUGUAAA